Molecule: messenger RNA, 522 nt
Organism: Suillus paluster
Lineage: Eukaryota; Fungi; Basidiomycota; Agaricomycetes; Boletales; Suillaceae
Exons: 3
Coding region: 154-438 (94 amino acids)
Source: RefSeq, a predicted model, not a curated record
AGCGGAGUGCCGAGCAUGUGCAAGUUUACACCAGGCUACACUGUCGUAAUCAUGCAUGUUAUUACUAGGAUUGGCGUGCAGUGGCAAACGCAAAUGUGAAACACCGCCGCUACGUAUACCGUGUGUCGUGCACGACAUAGCGCACGUAGAUUCAUGCAUGCUUAUCGUGCACGACAUCGUGCAUGUCCUAUUCUCCUGUUCGCACUGUUCGUCCGUUCUUGUUCCAGAGUCAAUGCCUACCAGCUGUUUCGUACAUCAGCAUUCCGCCCUGAUUCCGCCCCUCUAUUGAUCCCGCCCCUUCAUGUACAUGAAUUCCCACUAGUGCGACAUUGUGUGGUAUUCAUACCUGGGCCCGCCCAGUUUGCAACUUCACCAGUGCUUCAUCUACUAGGUCACAGGAGCAUCCUGCUCUUUCAGAGUCGAACCGAUGCCACUUGAUGAAAUCGUACAGCCGCUCGACAACUUGUCCACAGCAGAUCCAGAUCUACGAACCUCUCCAACGAAAGUAGAUAUCAUCCCACU